AUGACAAACGUUUUUUUAGGACGAAGUUUAUGCGUUAUCAACGACUUAAGCCUCGAAGAACGACGCUGGCUUUUCGAUGAAACUCGUCGACUUGCCGAAGCCUUUAAAAAUAACAAUCAAGAAGAUCUUCAACGUUAUGUUUUCACACAAACGGAUACCAAAGUUUAUGAUGUUUUCCUCGAGAGUAGUACACGAACGCAACAGUCCUUUCGUAACGCCGCCAUCUUCUGUCAACUCAAUCCACUCAGCCUCGGUGCUGAUUCAGCCUUUUACGGUAAAGGAGAAAGCCUCCUCGAUACCUUCAAAACCUUGGUGGCGUACGGAAAUCACCUCUUUAUCGUGCGAAGCCCUCAAGAAGGUCUUUGCCGCUUCCUCAGCGAGGAACUGAGUGCAAGCCUCGAACGACUCGGAAUCAAUGGGUCCAUCUCGCUGAUUAAUGCCGGAGACGGUAAACACGAACACCCUACUCAGGAACUCCUCGACGAAUACAGCUUCUGGGAACAAAAUCACUUCUCUUACGAAAAUCUCCAUAUCGCGCUCGUUGGAGAUCUCUUCCAUGGUCGUACAGUCCAUUCUAAGGCUCAAGGACUGAAAAUUUUCCAAAAGGUGCGCGUUGAUCUUGUUGCACCAGAAUUGCUGGCAUUGCCCGAUGAAUAUGUGCGCCAAAUGCAGGAAAAUGGCUAUUCUUUGCGAUUCUUCUCUAGCCUGCAGGACUAUAUCAAAGCAGGCGAUUUGGCUUCUGCGUGGUACUUUACACGUCCACAACUCGAGCGAAUGGGCGAGGAUAUCCGCCUUGCAGCCUCUUCGCUCCGAGAGUCCAUCACACUCACAGAGAGUCUCCUCGAUGAGAUUCCCUCAACGUGUCGCUUCUAUCAUCCCUUGCCACGACAUAAAGAACAUCCUGUCAUUCCGCGAUUUGUCGAUAGAACACCUUAUAACGCUUGGGAAAGACAGGUUCGUAACGGCUACUAUGUGCGUAUCGUGCUUCUCUCGGCUCUGGGAGGAAAAUUGCCAACACCAGGACUCCCAGAGUAUUCCGUUCCUGCACAAAAUGAGGAAAACUUUAUCGAUGAAGUUUUCCUCUCGAAGCGGCGAAAACAAAAACCUCUCGUCUCCGGAGUCCUUCCCAUUGAGGAUGGUUUUGUCAUUGAUCAUAUCAGUCAAGGAAAAACUCACGAAGAGAUCCGACGUCAUAUGAAUCGGCUCAUCGAAGCCCUCGAUCUCCAUGGCCUGGGCGGAGAGUGGAUCGCCCAGGGAACGCGUGGCCUUAAGGGACUGAUUUUUCGUCCACAGACGAGACUCUUUGAAGGACUCAUCAAAAAACUUGCAGCCUUAGCUCCAGGAGUCACGUUGAAUGAUAUCCGUCAAGGAACGAUCUACAAAAAAUAUCGCCUGAGCCUUCCUCCACGUAUUUAUGGUUUCAAAGAAGCCCGGUGUCCGAAUCCUGAUUGUAUCUCGCAUCCGAGUGCCUUUGAAACUCUCGAGGGACACUUCCAUCGCUGUGGCCAAGAGCGUUAUGCUUGUCACUACUGUGACCGUCAGCAUCACUAUAGAGAAAUCUGGCCCCAGUAA
This is a messenger RNA of Darwinula stevensoni, 1572 nucleotides long. The record is from the annotation of a GenBank genome assembly. Lineage: Eukaryota; Metazoa; Arthropoda; Ostracoda; Podocopida; Darwinulidae.